AUGCCUCGUGCUAAAAGAGCUGCCGCGCAGGAUUCUGCCGCGCCAAAACGACACAAGGGCCAGAGUCUUGAAGAGUUUAUCAAGUCCAUUUUAGAGGAAAUUGACACACUUCAAGACGAUGAAGGAGAGCGUGCCUUAGUUACUGCUUUUGUUAAGCUUCCAUCCAAAAAAAUGUACCCUGACUACUACACACUCAUCGAGGAACCAAUAUCGCUAAAUGAGGUCAAUAAGAAGGUGGCUCGUGGCUCGUAUGGGAAUGUUCAGGACUUUGUUCUGGAUUUUCAGUUGAUGUAUGAUAAUGCGCAGAAAUAUAACGACCCUGAAUCUUGGAUCGUGACAGACGCUAAAAAGCUUUUCGAUUAUGUGUCCAACCGAGCUGACGAUUACUCUGAGUCCCUGGGCUCUAUAACUGUGGCUGACUUACCGAGGUUGGCAAACAAUAUUUUAGACACAGUCAUUAAUCAUGAAUUCCCAGAGGAUGGCGUUUUGAGUGGUCCCUUUAUGGAAGUGGUGGAUCCUGAAGAGUACCCCGAUUACUACAAGGUGAUUAAAAAUCCAACAUCGUUCAAUGAUGUGAAGAGCAUGAUUGCGAAGGAUUUGUUUUCUGAGGAUAGAUCUCUCGAAGACAACUUGCAAGCCUUCUACGAUGCCACAAAUCUCAUAUUCACCAAUGCUCAAACUUUCAACGACCCUUCCUCCUUGAUAUAUGAGGACGCCAACAAGUUAAGAGACGUUUUUGACAAGGAGUUCAAGUCGCUUAAAAAGGAAGCGAUUCCUCAAUCCAAGUUGAAGUUGAAAGUGAAGGCACCAAAAGAGCCUAUGAAGCUCAAGUUGAAUUUGAAGUCCGAGACCCCACAACCUCAGAAGAAGAAGAGGGGCAGGAAACCCAAGAAAGUGCUCCAAGAAGAAGCAGAGACAAGAAAAGCUGCUGAGGUUGAGAGCGCCGGCAUCAAGCUGGAGGACCUGGAUACUGAAGCUGGUGAGGAAGAUGAUGAAGAGACCAAGCGUAAGCUCAAUGCCACUGAGUCCAAUGUCAUGGGUAAAACUCCAGUCACACCUUCGAGUGAUGAGGUGUUCAUCAGAGGAGUUACCCUUUCUUCUUCACAUACUACUACUCAACAAGUUGCUAACUCGCUUUCACAACAAGGACCUGCCCUUAUCACGCCGGCUCAGGCCUACAAAAGAGAUAUGUUUCCAGAUGUGCCUGUGUUGAAUGCUGCAACUUUGUUUCAGUAUAAGUUUGGUCCAAUUGGCUAUUCAACCAAAGCUUACUCCAUUUCAUUGCCGGCUGAGGCAUCUUCAUUUGUAUCCUUCAAAGUAAGCUUACAUCACAUAAUUUUCAACUUAAAGAAGAACGAUCUUGUUAAUGGUCAGGGAAUACUUAAAGGUGAUUCCGAAGAAGAUUUUCUGGUUGCUCUCUUUAUAAACGACGACAAGAUCUCAAGCUGUGAGACUUUUGAAGAUGAGGAUCCACAAAGCAAUAAGUCUCUUUUCGGUCUUCAAUAUGAAUUGAAAUUGAGCUACGGACUCAAUAUCAUCAAUUUUGAGUUGCGUUUAUCGCCAAACUUAGCAAAAUCUCUUCGGAAGGAUGAACCAGAGCCUGAAAAUGACCUAGGUUCUCGUCAUACAAGACAUCAACUACAACAGAUCAAGCUCAAUUGGGAAGUGGAGAAGUUCCAACUUAUGGUAUUCUGUCAUAACCCUUGA
Molecule: messenger RNA, 1707 nt
Organism: Candidozyma auris
Lineage: Eukaryota; Fungi; Ascomycota; Pichiomycetes; Serinales; Metschnikowiaceae
Exons: 1
Coding region: 1-1707 (568 amino acids)
Biological process (GO): chromatin remodeling
Cellular component (GO): RSC-type complex
Molecular function (GO): protein binding
Source: RefSeq, a predicted model, not a curated record